Messenger RNA from Cordyceps fumosorosea ARSEF 2679, 588 nucleotides. RefSeq names its product Las1-like protein. Gene Ontology annotation, cellular component: mitotic spindle pole body; half bridge of spindle pole body. The record is from RefSeq and is a predicted model, not a curated record. Gene Ontology annotation, molecular function: calcium ion binding; microtubule binding. Bases 1 to 588 code for a protein of 195 amino acids. Lineage: Eukaryota; Fungi; Ascomycota; Sordariomycetes; Hypocreales; Cordycipitaceae. The transcript has 3 exons. Gene Ontology annotation, biological process: spindle pole body duplication.
AUGCCACCGAAGCGGAAGGCGGCGGCGGCAGCGACGGCGGCGGCGGCGGCACCGCGCCGGUCCAAGCUCGCCAAGGAGCACAACGUGUCGGCGCAGGAGGAGAACGAGAUCCGGGAGGCCUAUAGCCUGUUUUCCGAGCCCGCAGACGGGGAGAAGAACGGGGUGCUACCGAUUGACGACGUCAAGUCUGCGUUGAUUGCCCUUGGCGUGCCGCCCUCCUCCCCCGCCGAACUCCGCGAGUUCGUCUCCAUCCUCGACCCGGACGACGACGGGUACGCGACCUACGAGCCGUUCUUCGCCAUCGCGGCGCUCAAGUUCCACGCCCGGACGGACGAAGGCGGCGACGAGCCGUCGGGGGACAGGCACGCGGCGGAGGUGGACGAGGCGUUUGCGCUGUUCACGAACCACCAGGAGGGCCCGAUCACGCUGGCGCACCUGCGGCGCGUGGCGGCGGUGCUCAAGGAGGACGUCGACGAGGAGCUGCUCAAGGACAUGAUCCUCGAGGCCAACGGCGGGGCGGGCGUGGCGCGCGGGGUGCGCGCGGACGAGUUUGACGCGGUGAUGCGGAGGGCGGGCGUGUGGCGGUGA